Molecule: messenger RNA, 378 nt
Organism: Clunio marinus
Lineage: Eukaryota; Metazoa; Arthropoda; Insecta; Diptera; Chironomidae
Source: the annotation of a GenBank genome assembly
AUGUCUCAGGAAAUUGAAAGACAUCAUCGCAGAAUUCAAGAAGAAAAAAAAGCUAAUUAUGCCGCCAACCUGACAAUCACUGUUGUCAUAUUAUUUACAAAACAUCCGAAAACUUGUUCUUUACUCAUAAAUGAAAUGGAGAGAGAAAAAGCAGUUCGUGGGAAACUUAUUUGGGAGUUGUUCAUUAAUGAUGUUAAUCAUAGUUUAAAAUCACUAAUGAUCGCAACAAUAAAAGGCCAUAAAGAAAAGAAAGAAAAAAAACAGCACGUGGACCUUCCCAGUCGCUCUGCUUUCGUCUCAAGCGAGUCUCGCGACUUGAGAUUUAUCUUAAUCAUGAACCUUUUGUGCAAGCUUUUAUGUAUAAUUAAAAGUACAUAA